Seriola dumerili (greater amberjack) is the source of this 1392-nucleotide messenger RNA. RefSeq names its product zona pellucida sperm-binding protein 3-like. The transcript has 8 exons. Gene Ontology annotation, biological process: positive regulation of acrosome reaction; egg coat formation; binding of sperm to zona pellucida. NCBI's taxonomy places the organism in Eukaryota, Metazoa, Chordata, Actinopteri, Carangiformes, Carangidae. The coding region runs from base 42 to 1337 and encodes 431 amino acids. Gene Ontology annotation, molecular function: acrosin binding. Gene Ontology annotation, cellular component: extracellular matrix. The record is from RefSeq and is a predicted model, not a curated record.
GCCCUGAGUGAACAGCGCAGAACACUCGUUGUUGUGAAGCCAUGGUGAUGAAGUGUACUCCUGUGUGCCUUGUGGCACUGGCCUUGCUUGGCAGCUUAUGUGAUGCUCAGUGGGGAGGAGCUCUUCACAAGCCCUCAAAACCUAAAUACCAGAAGCCAUCGCCACCGGUGAGACAGGAGCCCAAACAGGUGCCUCACGAUCCCCAACAGUCAAAGCAGACAUUUGAGAAACCACUCACCUGGACAUACCCUGAAGAUCCCAAGCCCGAGACCCAACCAGAGGUGCCUUUCGAGCUGAGACACCCCGUUCCUGCUGCAACUGUUGCUGUAAUGUGCAGAGAGAAAGAUGCUCAUGUUGAAGUCAAGAAAGACAUGUUUGGUAUCGGCCAGUUCAUCAACCCUGCAGAUCUUACCCUGGGAGCCUGUGGUGCUGUCGCAGAGGACACCGGUGCUCAAGUAUUGAUUUUUGAAGCUGAGCUCCAUGAUUGUGGCAGCAUAUUGACAAUGACAGAAGAAUCCCUCAUCUACACCUUCACUCUGAACUAUGAUCCCCAACCUGUGGGUGGUUCUAAUGUGGUGAGGACUUCCAAAGCUGCUGUCAUUGUUGAAUGCCACUACCCAAGGAAGCACAAUGUGAGCAGCCUUCCUCUUGACCCACACUGGAUCCCAUUCUCUGCGGUUAAGGUGGCAGAGGAGUUCUUAUACUUCACCCUGAAACUCAUGACUGAUGACUGGCAAUAUGAGAGGCCAAGUUACCAGUAUUUCCUGGGAGAUUUGAUCAAUGUUGAGGCUACAGUCAAGCAGUACUUCCAUAUUCCCCUCCGUGUUUAUGUGGACAACUGUGUAGCUACUCUUGCACCUGAGUUGAACUCCAACCCCAGAUAUGCCUUCAUUGAGAACCAUGGGUGUUUGGUUGAUGCGAGGCUCACAGGCUCUGCCUCAAAGUUCAUGGCUCGCACUGCAGAGAACAAGCUUCAGUUCCAGUUGGAGGCCUUUAGAUUCCAGGGUGCUGACAGUGGACUGCUCUACAUUACUUGCCACUUGAAAGCAACAUCCACUGCCUAUGCCAUCGAUACUGAACAUAGAGCUUGUUCCUACAUAAGUGGGUGGAAGGAGGCCGCCGGUGCUGAUGCAGCUUGUGGCUCCUGUGAGUCUGGUGGAUUUGGAUCAUCUGGCACUUCAUCUGGUGUAAGUGGUUCCUUUGGCAGUGGCGGUGGAUCAACCUCUCUGUCUACUCCUGGAAGGAAGAGCCGUGAUGUGUCCCAAACUGAAAUUUUCGAAUGGGAAGGUGAUGUCACCCUGGGUCCCAUCCCUAUUAAUGAGAAAGUGAUUGCUUAACUCACUUCCCUGCCAUGGCAUUAACCAUCUAAAUAAACAUUCUCAUUGGUUCAUA